GAUUCGCAGAUUCCUCUCUCCCCUACUCCUCACAGAAUUGUUUUUAUCAAGCCUUCGUCCUUCCGAAUGUUAAUCUGUUUGUUGCGAUAAAGGUGUUUUUCGUUAUAGGUCCCUAUCCGAACACCAGACCUAACUUCAGUUGUCUAAAUGAGGGAGUUUGUCAUGGAUAUUUUUGCGAUAAAGGAGAGCUUUAUUUUUGCUCGGCUCUUCAACUCCAUUGAACUUUUACAUUCAGCUAUCAUCUGCCGUUUGGGAUAACGUUGAGGAAUUUAAACUAUGUCCUUCACGUCAAGCUCGUCAGACGGGAAAAAAAAGGGGUAAAAAAGUUUCUGCCAGUUCCUGGGAUCACCACACAGAGAAGAGGUGGGACGAGGAACACUGCUGGUGUUAACCUGGAUAUUAUCCAUCAACAACAGAGCUGCUGAUGUCCAUAUAAAAAGCAAUAAACUUCAGAGAAGGAAAAAAAAAAUACAAAUUGGGUGGUCAUCGUUGUGGCUGGUCACUGAGAUUCUGAGGUAUGGCUUCUAGCCUAACAAGUGCGGGCGUGGUGUGGGCCCUGCUCUCCUUCCUGUGUGCGGCGGCCUCUUGCGUGGGUUUCUUCAUGCCCUACUGGCUCCUGGGGUCCCAGAUGGGUAAACCAGUCUCCUUCGGGACCUUCCGGAGGUGCUCGUACCCGGUGCGUGAUGAGGCUCGCCAGGCCACGGUGAUGCUGGAGCAGUGUGGACGCUACGCCUCGUUCCAGGGCAUCCCUAGUCUGGAAUGGAGGAUUUGUACGGUGAUAAUCGGGUUGGGCUGUGGCCUGUUGCUCCUGGUGGCACUCACGGCCCUCAUGGGAUUCUGUUUGUCUGAUCUCAUCUCCAGGACCAUUGGACGCGUGGCUGGGGGCAUCCAGUUUUUUGGGGCGUUGCUGAUUGGGUCGGGGUGUGCGCUCUACCCUCUAGGUUGGGACAGUGAUGAAGUUCGACAGACCUGCAGCAAUAGAUCCAACCAGUUUGAGCUUGGUUCUUGUGAGAUUGGCUGGGCGUUCUACUGUACCGGAGCAGGGGCAUCAGCAGCCAUGAUGUUAUGCACCUGGAUGGCCUGCUUCGCUGGGAAGAGACAGAAGCAGUACCCCUACUGAUGUCAUCAAGGCGGGACAGCCACAGAGACCAUGAUGACCACCUCCCCCAACACCCGUCAUCACUGGCAAUUGAAGAGACUCAGAGCAAAGGAUAAUAUCAGGAGGACAGUGUCUAUGGGCGCAUUCGACAUUGCAGUUGACUUUAAAGGCGAGUCGAGACUGAUCUACAAAUCACCAUCAUAAAUAACUACUCAAUAUUAUUUGUAGAUCAGUCAGUCACAAUUUACCCAUGGAACAUCACAAUUUAGAUGCUCUUGAACACGGCCUGUAUGCCAUAGGCUAGUUAUGCACUCUGUCAUCAUAAUUGAAGCAGAGCGGACUACCUUGUGGUGCAUUUGGUACUGAGGCAGAAAAUAAUAUAACACAACACAAUACAUUCGCAAUUACACUCCAUUGUCCAACAGAGCAUUUCAAAAGAGAGGAGUCUACAUACUUUGUAUUCAUUGACAGCAAGAACAACAUCUGUUUCUAUCUCUAUUUUCCUUGGGUUGUAUGGUUGCUUCUCUAUUUCCUCCUUCCUAUUACUAUACUUUUGAUAUUACUUUGUUAUUGUAUUUUACAUCCUGUAUUUAAUAAAUAUGUUAUGUACCCCCA
This is a messenger RNA of Oncorhynchus nerka (sockeye salmon), 1714 nucleotides long. Its product is annotated as LHFPL tetraspan subfamily member 6 protein-like. The coding region runs from base 518 to 1120 and encodes 200 amino acids. The transcript is spliced from 5 exons. Gene Ontology annotation, cellular component: membrane. The record is from RefSeq and is a predicted model, not a curated record. NCBI's taxonomy places the organism in Eukaryota, Metazoa, Chordata, Actinopteri, Salmoniformes, Salmonidae.